This is a messenger RNA of Cygnus olor (mute swan), 3640 nucleotides long. It is a transcript of the gene HACL1, whose product is annotated as 2-hydroxyacyl-CoA lyase 1. Gene Ontology annotation, cellular component: peroxisome. Gene Ontology annotation, molecular function: magnesium ion binding; catalytic activity; thiamine pyrophosphate binding. Gene Ontology annotation, biological process: fatty acid alpha-oxidation. The record is from RefSeq and is a predicted model, not a curated record. Lineage: Eukaryota; Metazoa; Chordata; Aves; Anseriformes; Anatidae.
UUGGCCGGGCGGUGUGUCGCUCAGCCGCCUCAGGGGCCGCCGCUGCGCGGAGGCGCUGUGAUGGCGGCGGGGGAGGCGGUGAGCGGGGCCGGGCUGGUGGCCGAGGCCCUCCGAGCUCAAAAUAUUGAAUACAUGUUUGGCAUUGUUGGUAUUCCAAUCACAGAAAUCGCAGUUGCAGCCCAAGCAGUUGGAAUCAAAUACAUAGGAAUGAGAAAUGAACAAGCUGCCUGUUACGCUGCAUCUGCUAUUGGAUAUUUGACUGGCAGGCCAGGAGUAUGUCUUGUAGUGUCUGGUCCAGGUUUUUUACAUGCCCUUGGUGGGAUGGCAAAUGCAACCGUGAACUGCUGGCCUUUGAUUGUUAUUGGAGGGUCUUCUGACAGAAAUCAGGAAACCAUGGGAGCUUUCCAAGAAUUUCCACAGGUUGAAGCUGGUAGGCUGUACAACAAACUGUCUGUCCGCCCAAGCAGCCUAGAAGUAAUUCCUGCUGUUAUUGAAAAGGCUGUAAGAACCAGCAUGUAUGGUCGUCCAGGUUCCUGCUAUAUUGACAUACCUGGAUUUGUGAAUCUUGAGGUGAAUAAGAACUCCAUCAAAUACGUAGAAUGCUGCCCUCCACCUCCCAUCAGCAUGGCUGAACACUCUGCUGUAUCCAAGGCAGUAUCUGUCAUCGCUCAUGCCAAGCAGCCUCUGUUAAUCAUUGGCAAAGGUGCUGCUUAUUCACAUGCUGAAAACAACAUCAGAAAGUUGGUGGACCUUUGUGGACUGCCUUUUUUGCCUACGCCAAUGGCAAAAGGAGUAGUUCCUGAUAACCAUCCAAAUUGUGUAGCUGCAGCAAGAUCCACGGCAUUACAGCAUGCUGAUGUAGUCAUCUUGCUUGGUGCAAGGUUGAACUGGAUUUUGCUUGGUCUUCCGCCAAGGUUUCGACAAGAUGUAAAGGUUAUUCAGAUUGAUAUUUGUGCAGAAGAGCUGGGGAAUAAUGUGAGACCAGCUGCAGUUUUACUAGGUGACAUAAAUGCCGUGACUAAGCAGCUUUUAGAAGAAUUCAGCAAAAGACCAUUGAAAUAUCCUUCUAACACAGAGUGGUGGAAGAAACUAAGAGAGAAAAUAAAGAACAAUGAGGAAAGAUCAAAGGCAUUAGCAUUACAGAAAUCCCUGCCUAUGAAUUACUACACAGUCUUUCAUCACAUCAGAGAACUGAUACCCAAGGACAGCAUUUUAGUAAGUGAGGGAGCAAACACCAUGGACAUCGGACGAACUAUGCUUCCUAAUUAUUAUCCCCGUCAAAGGCUUGAUGCAGGUACUUUUGGAACAAUGGGAGUUGGACUGGGUUUUGCCAUAGCAGCUGCACUGGUAGCUAAAGACCGAACACCUGAAAAGCGAGUCAUCUGCAUAGAAGGAGAUAGUGCUUUUGGAUUUUCUGGGAUGGAAGUGGAAACAAUUUGCAGAUACAACUUGCCAAUCCUGAUUAUUGUGGUAAACAACAACGGGAUUUACACUGGUUUGAAUGCGGAUAACUGGAAAGAGAUGUUACAAUAUGGAGAUCCUGCUACAUGUGUACCUCCAGUUUCUCUCCUGCCAAAUUCACACUAUGAGGAAAUUAUGUCUGCGUUUGGUGGUAAAGGAUAUUUUGUUAAAACACCAGAAGAAUUGCAGAAAGCUCUGAAAGCAAGUGUGACUGACAAGCAAACACCUUCUCUUAUAAAUGUAAUGAUUGAUCCACAGUCUGAAAGGAAGAAACAGGAAUUUCCCUGGCUUACUCGAUCUAACCUGUAAAAGAAGAUGAAGUUAAUGGCAGUGCAAGGCAAUGCAUUACGAAAAACUAAGUUGGUUUCCAGAAGUGAAACCAGUGCAAUUCUUUUACAUAAACAGUGGAAUAAUGGGAUUUAAAAAAAAAUGAUAUUAAAGUAAUCUUUAAGUGCUGAAAUCAGGUAACUGUACAAUGAACAAGACAUAUUUUAAUGCAUAGUAGGCUUUCUAUGCUGAGCGCACAGAACCACUGAUGAUAAAACUGUGUAAUUUUUCUUUUACUCAAAGUCAUAUCCAUCAAGAUUUGUGAAUUAAUAUCUAAAUUAUCUUAGCUCUGGAAGAAGGGAAUAAGCUGAUGGUUUUUACUGUUAGAAACACCGAAGUCUGCAAUUACAGUAGCUUCAUUUUUAACUGACCAUCAUGCUACUUGUUGGAGACCUGAUCUUGUAAUGACCAAAAUGAAGUAUCUUAUUAUGAAAGUGCUCAUUGGCCUCGUUGUGCACUGAAGCCCACAGGGGAGAUAGUCUCUUCAUAAUUUUACAUGAUGCUUUUUCAGCUUCUACUCCAGGUAGAAAUAGUGUAUCAAAAAUGUGAGCCUGCUCAAGGACUGAGUUCGUCUAUUGCAUUUGGGUUUUGAUGGCCUGUUAAUUGGGGAUUCUGGUGCUUGCAGGAAAAAACACUAAAAUUUUGUUUGAAGUUUUACUCUUUGCAAAAGCACUAACGUCCCUGUAAGCAGAAAAUGGGACUGAACUUAUUAAUGAGCUUUCCAGGAUUCAGAGGCUGUAUAUCCUUAUAAGCAUUUAAAAAUAAGAAAAGAAAAGAAAAGAAAAGAAAAUGAAAGAGAAUGUUAGCUGGAGCUUAAUGUUUAGUUUGGCUGGCAUCACAAAGCAACUGCCCUAUGCCUGGUUAAUUGUGCAACAAAGGCUCUUCCAUACGGUGUAUUUACUGUAUAGAAACUUGAAAGAAAAAAAAAGUGAAAAGAAUAGUGUCCAGCUCCCACUGAAUGCGAUACAGAGCUGAGAUUUUAAAAAGCAAAGAUUGGCCUACUCCAGGCUGUAUCUACUGUGUUUUCGCCUUGCAUCUGACAAUCUGACUUAGAGCUCGGACUUUAAAAGUAGCUCUUUCUCUGUGCUUCGGUCACAGUGGCCUACAGCAACUACAUUCAGUAUACAGUAAGCAAGUCACUUUUUAUGUUCUUAAAUACACUGGCAGAUUCUUUGUUGUUCUGUAUGUAUGACAAAAUUCUGGCUUUGACUGGGUUUUGGUUACUUUAUGGUCAGUUAUUCCAGUAACAUUCAAUAUUAAUUAACUAAUGAAAGGCAUUUGGAUGACUGAAGAAAGAGAAGGACUGGGCUGGCAGGAGAUCCUGGGCUACAGUUAGAUUUGCUGCAAAAAACUUAGCUUGUUAGUUCUUACACUUCAGUCUGGGUCUGGCAGGAGGCUGUGGGUUACUGUGAGGCAGAGUAUUAUCUCGGCACGCUUCUGUCUGACAUGAGGCAGUACUGCACACUACUGGAGAUAACACUACUUGCUGUGUGUUUGGCAAUAACCAUGCGGCAUGUGAAAACUUGAGUAUAAGACUGCUGAGACGGCAGAGUUGCUGUGUUCUGUAGGGUCUUCUGCAGGGAGCGUGGAACGACAUUGGAUCUUGGCACAGAUUUUGUUUCACUCUUCCUUCUAACUUCCACAAAUUGAUUUUAAUAUGUUACCUUGAUUUUAAUAUGUUAACUGAUGUUAAUGUGUUUAACUGAUUAAACACACCGUAUUUUGAUGAUGUGAAAUGUUCAUAAGAGAUAAUGUUGGGACUAACCAGACGGGAGGUCGUUUUUAUUGGAUAAGCAAAUGCAGAAAUUCUUGUUUUAUAUUUAAAAAUUAAUAAAAAAUUGUUUUCAUGGUG